AUGGCUGACAUUAAUUUAGAACAAUAUUAUUUCAAUCCCGACUCAGAGGUGAUUUGCGGUGAUAUGGUGCCGCCGAUUAACGAUUCACACAAUUUCGACUAUGAUAACUAUCCAUCGGUGGUCGAACGAUACUAUACCAAAUACUAUUAUUUCCGAAAUGGUGACAUCAAUGAGGCACACACACUGUUGAAUCAUUCGAACAGCAUUUGUUUGGUUGGUUUGGCUGACACUCACAUUGCCGUUAAAAAGGGCAUAAAAUCGAUGACCUUUGACGUUGGCAAUUUUGAUCGAAGCAAAAAUCAAGUGACUGGCAAAGGUAAAAAAGGCGCCAUGAAUCUACAGGUCACCUCUUGUUUGGCCAUUGUCACGUGUGACGAUGAUUCGACGUAUCGCAUUUCUAGCACCAUUCAGGGUAAAUUAAUUGAAGUCAACGAACGCUUAUUGUCGAAUCCAAAACUCAUUGGCCAAGAUGGACACGGGUACAUCGCAAUUGUGCUACCAAAACUUGACAAAUGUAAAGAACAACUCGAAAAACUGGUCACCGAAGAAGAGUAUCAGGCCCAACUCAAGCAGCAAAUCGAUGAAAAUGGUGUAGAAAUUAAGUCAGUUGUUUAAAUUUUAUUCGUAAAUUGUAUGAAAUAAAAAGCUUAACAAAUCAAA
Sitodiplosis mosellana (orange wheat blossom midge) is the source of this 660-nucleotide messenger RNA. Its product is annotated as protein Abitram. The transcript has a single exon. NCBI's taxonomy places the organism in Eukaryota, Metazoa, Arthropoda, Insecta, Diptera, Cecidomyiidae. The record is from RefSeq and is a predicted model, not a curated record. Gene Ontology annotation, molecular function: actin filament binding; actin monomer binding. Gene Ontology annotation, cellular component: dendrite; filopodium tip; nucleus. Gene Ontology annotation, biological process: regulation of actin filament polymerization; dendrite morphogenesis; regulation of filopodium assembly. The coding region runs from base 1 to 615 and encodes 204 amino acids.